Daucus carota subsp. sativus is the source of this 3009-nucleotide messenger RNA. RefSeq lists its product as uncharacterized. The transcript is spliced from 15 exons. Bases 22 to 2583 code for a protein of 853 amino acids. Gene Ontology annotation, cellular component: chloroplast. The record is from RefSeq and is a predicted model, not a curated record. Gene Ontology annotation, biological process: carbohydrate metabolic process. Lineage: Eukaryota; Viridiplantae; Streptophyta; Magnoliopsida; Apiales; Apiaceae.
ACUCACUUGCUCAUCUUACAAAUGGCAACAACUCUUCAAUCUUUUCUCUAUCCAAAACUCCACAAUUACACCACCAACAAUUUUAUUAUUAUAAAUUCCUUCUUCAACACCACUAAACUCCAUUCUAUGCUCAGAAAACUCAACUCGUCUCCCUCAAUUCGCCAUUUUCUUGCUCAUAAUCGGAAAAAGAUAAGGACUCUAGCACACCCAUUUGAUCAAACUUCAAGAUUUCCACUGUUUUCACCCUUAAAUUCUCCAAAGAUUCAGUCUACUGAAAGGGGUUUUACUGAUAUUUCAAUGGCAAAUCAAGAAUCCGCUUCUAGUUCUUCACAGGGCCAUAAGUAUACCAAUCGUUUAGCUACGGAGCAUAGUCCUUAUCUUUUUCAACAUGCCCAUAAUCCUGUGAAUUGGUAUCCAUGGGGUGAAGAGGCAUUCAAAGAAGCUCGCAAGAGAGACGUGCCCAUCUUCUUAUCAAUUGGAUACAGCACCUGUCACUGGUGUCAUGUGAUGGAGGUGGAAUCGUUUGAGAAUGAAGAUAUUGCCAAAUUGCUUAAUGAUUGGUUCGUCAGUAUUAAGGUUGAUCGAGAAGAACGUCCGGAUGUCGAUAAGGUAUACAUGACAUAUGUGCAGGCAUUGUAUGGGCGUGGGGGAUGGCCCCUAAGUGCUUUCCUUUCACCUGAUCUUAAGCCUUUAAUGGGUGGCACUUACUUCCCUCCUGAAGACAAGUUUGGAAGGCCUGGGUUCAAAACUGUACUGAGAAAGGUAAAAGAUGCUUGGGAUAGCAAGAGGGACGUGCUUAUUCAAAGUGGCACUUUUGCCAUUGAACAACUGUCAGAAGCAAUGUCUGUGAAGGCAGAGUCCUAUAAAAUAUCAGAGGGGAUAACUCAAAGUGCUUUACACAAGUGUGCAAAGCAGUUAGCUGCGAGCUAUGAUUCACAAUAUGGUGGCUUUGGCACUUAUCCAAAGUUUCCUCGGCCAGUUGAGGUUCAAUUAAUGCUUUACCAGUCCAAGAGGUUGGAAGAAGCUGGAAAAUCUGGCGAGGCAAAGGAAUAUCUGGAUAUGGUGCUUUUUACUCUGCAAUGUAUGGCAAGGGGAGGAAUCCAUGACCAUGUUGGCGGUGGCUUUCACAGAUAUAGCGUGGAUGAAUGCUGGCACGUUCCACAUUUUGAGAAAAUGUUGUAUGAUCAAGGACAACUGGCUAAUGCUUACUUAGAUGUCUUUUCUAUUACAAAAGAUGUCUUAUAUUCAUGUGUGGCUCGAGAUAUUCUUGAUUAUAUACGAAGAGAUAUGAUUGGUCCGAAUGGGGAAAUUUAUUCAGCAGAGGAUGCCGACAGUGCUGAGACUGAAAAUGCUUCAGGGAAGAAGGAAGGUGCCUUUUAUGUCUGGACAAGUAGUGAGGUUGAGGACAUAGUGGAAAGCCAUGCUGAUCUUUUGAAGGAACAUUAUUAUAUAAAGUCAUCAGGAAACUGUGAUCUAUCUUCUAGUAGUGAUCCGCAUAAUGAGUUCAGUUCAAAAAAUGUGCUUAUUGAAAGAAAUAGUACUUCUGCAUUGGCAUCAAAGUUGGGAAUUUCUCAGGAGCAGUAUCUUGAAAUUCUUGGUGAAUGCAGGCGGAAACUCUUUGCUAUAAGAUCAAAGCGGCCCAGGCCACACUUGGAUGAUAAGGUCAUUGUAGCAUGGAAUGGACUCACAAUUUCGGCAUUUGCUAGAGCCUCUAAGGUGUUAAAAGGUGAACCUAAUGGAACAAAGUUCUACUUCCCAGUUGACGGUGCCAAUCCAAGUGACUACAUGGGAGCUGCAAGAAAAGCUGCUACUUUUAUUAGAAAGAAACUGUACAAUGAUCAGAUGCGUAGAUUAGAACACAGUUACAGAAAUGGCCCAUCUAAAGCACCUGGAUUCUUGGAUGAUUACGCCUUUCUGAUACAAGGGCUGCUGGAUGUUUAUGAAUGUGGCGGUGAAGUCUCGUGGCUAGCUUGGGCAGUUGAACUGCAAGAUACACAGGAUGAAUUGUUUCUCGACAAAGAAGGAGGUGGUUACUAUAAUACCGCUGGUGACGAUCCAUCCGUUCUUCUCCGUGUGAAAGAAGACCAUGAUGGUGCUGAGCCCUCGGGGAAUUCUGUAUCAGUUAUUAACCUUGUUAGAUUGGCUAAUAUGGUUACUGGUGAUAAGUCUGAUCAAUACAAGCGAACUGCCGAGCAUCUCUUGGCAGUCUUUGAGAAGAGGCUGAAGGAUGCUGCAGUUGCUGUACCUUUGAUGUGCUGUGCUGCUGAUAUGUUAUCUGUUCCUUCACGCAAGCAAGUUGUGUUGGUUGGUUCCAAGUUGUUACCAGAGUUUGAAAACAUGCUUGCAGCUGCUCAUGCAUCAUAUGAACCCAACAAGACGGUCAUUCACAUAGACCCUGCAGACAUGGAAGAGAUGGACUUCUGGGAAACAAAUAAUGCUGAUAUUGCCCUUAUGGGGAAGAACGCCUUUGUAUCGGGCAAGGUGGUAGGUCUUGUCUGUCAAAACUUCACUUGCAGCUCUCCUGUCACCAAUCCUUCUGAUCUUGAAGCACUGCUCUUAGAGAAACUGGUGCGUGCUGCAUAAAUUAUCUACUGGUGCUUUGUCAUUUAUGAUGCAAAAAAGGGGGGGAAAAGCUACCAAGCUUUAGUUUUGUUAGUCGAGUUAAAACUUGCAUAAUAGUCGCAGUGAAGUGGUGUGUAAUGCAGUGAAGUGAUGUGUAAUGCGCUAAUGCUAAUGUUGUGAGAUAAGAGCAUGUUAUGAAAUAAAGCUCUGAAGCUUUUACCAUGCAACCAUGGUACGGGUUUGUUUAGAUCUGUUUCUAGAGUUACGCGUGUAGACCAUUAGCUACGAGUCGGUUUCAGGGUUUGUUCAAGCCCUGUUUCCAGAGUUGUAUGUCUGUAGACCAUUAGCUACCAGGAGGGUUUCCAGAGUUAUAUGUCGUCUCAGAUCCUUGUGCAGGAUUACAGCUUGUAAGAUGUUACAUAUGAUCAGAAGAAGCUUUUAUCAAAA